CACUACUCUUUUUGUUUUCUCGAAUUCCAACCUUUUCCUUUCCCUUUCCCUUUCUUUUCUCUUUCUCUUUCUAAGUUUGAUGAUCUUUAUCAAAUCUCUGAUGAUCCCUCUGUUAUGCGUCCUUAAAUACACUACUGCCUCUGACCACCAUCACUUUUUUUCUUUCCUUUUCUUCCCUAACUUUUCCUUCAAACCUUCAUCCCAAGACUCCCCCUUUAUUCUCUCCUUUUCUCACUAAUUUCUUCUGACUACUCUCUGCAACUUCUCUCCUCUGAUCUUUCUGUAAAACAUUUACUUCACUCUCUACUCCCUAGUGAGAGAAUUUCACUUUCUAUCUUGAAAACCAAAACCUAAACGACUUAUUAGAGUACUUCCUUUUCCCUUUCACUUUCUUUCCUUACUUUAUUUACAGUUUACACUGUUCAGUUCUUAAAACCCAUGCACCAAAUCAUAAGGUACUCAUGAUCUAAUCAAAAAUAAUCACUCAACUUAGCCACCAUUAUUAUUAUUCUACACCAAAUAAAUUAAUUAAACACUCCUUUAUUUUCAUCAUCUAUGGAUCUCUCUCUAAAUAUUAGUCCUCCUUCUGUAAUCACUUCUUCUUCAAAAGAUAUUGAACCAAAACGGGUCAACUUUUACAGUGAGAAUUGGAUAAGCUCCACUACAACGGAUUCGGGUAGUAGUGUAAUGAGUGAUAUGAGCUGCCAUGAGGUGGUUAACAAUAGUACUAAUGUUCAAGACCCUAAUUUUUUGAGCUUAGGGUUUGAUAAAAUGGGUCAUUUUAGUGGUUCAAGCCCGUCUAAUGUAGCCCCAUUAAAAGGGUAUUGUACUAUUAGUUCAUCUUAUAAUUACCAACCUCAGAUCUAUGGGCGUGAUUUUAAGAGAAACUCUAGAUCGACGAUGACAAAUAGUGUUAAAAGGAGUGUUAGAGCACCUAGAAUGAGAUGGACUUCUACUCUUCACGCUCACUUUGUUCAUGCUGUUCAGUUACUUGGCGGCCAUGAAAGAGCAACGCCAAAAUCUGUGCUGGAGCUGAUGAAUGUUAAAGAUCUAACACUAGCACAUGUCAAGAGUCACUUGCAGAUGUAUAGAACAGUGAAGAGCACUGACAAAGCAUCGGCAAUGUCAUCAUCAGGUCUUAGUCAAGCUUUACAGGCAGACAUGAUGAUGGGCUUAAACCAAAACAAGACUUCUGGGAUUGAGGUGAUGAGUAGACCAGGAUUCAUGUUUUGUGAAAAAGCUGAUUUCAACCCUACUUACUCUCAUAAAAAUUCAUCAUCUACAUUAUCUCCUCAUUCACCAAAAGAGUUUAAGAACAUAAACUUAAGUUCAUGGUUAUCAUCUGUAGAUGGAGAUGUUCCGCAAAUUAGCCGCACUUGCUCUCAUUCUAAUUCUAAUUUCACAUCUUCACAUAUAAAGGAGAAUUAUUGUGAAGAUGAAGUACUGAACUUAAAGUUAUCAAGCAAAAAGCAAGGAGGGGUAGCUGAUAAUAGUUUGGUCAACUUAGAAUUCAGCUUAGGACGAUCAAAUUGUCAAAUUGAAUCUGCUGAAUCUUGCAAUGAGAUCGCUCUACUUAAAUGUCAAUAGUAAUCAUUAAUUUCUAAUAUUAGCUUAUGAUCUUACAGUAUUGACUGUUAGUUUUGUAGAAGUUUAAGAUAAAAACAACUUAACGGAAGAAAAUUACGGCAAAGAACUGAUGCAUUGUAUGUUUUUCUCACACUAAUGAAAAGAUACAAAGGACUUUGAAUAGAAUUGCUAAAUAAAUAAGCUUCUUAAUAUUAAGCAACUAAUAUUUAGUGUCAAAUGUCAGAAAAAUGGAAGAUAAUGACUACUAAAAAAUUACUAAU
Amaranthus tricolor (Joseph's coat) is the source of this 1847-nucleotide messenger RNA. RefSeq names its product probable transcription factor KAN4. NCBI's taxonomy places the organism in Eukaryota, Viridiplantae, Streptophyta, Magnoliopsida, Caryophyllales, Amaranthaceae. The record is from RefSeq and is a predicted model, not a curated record. Gene Ontology annotation, cellular component: nucleus. The transcript is spliced from 6 exons. Bases 556 to 1587 code for a protein of 343 amino acids. Gene Ontology annotation, biological process: regulation of DNA-templated transcription; abaxial cell fate specification. Gene Ontology annotation, molecular function: transcription cis-regulatory region binding.